Molecule: messenger RNA, 5097 nt
Organism: Eptesicus fuscus (big brown bat)
Lineage: Eukaryota; Metazoa; Chordata; Mammalia; Chiroptera; Vespertilionidae
Exons: 2
Biological process (GO): proteolysis; virion assembly; DNA integration
Molecular function (GO): RNA-DNA hybrid ribonuclease activity; zinc ion binding; aspartic-type endopeptidase activity
Source: RefSeq, a predicted model, not a curated record
AUGGGCCAGUCCACCUCCACUCCUCUGUCUCUGACCCUGGACCACUGGUCAGAAGUCAAGGGACGAGCUCAAAACCUAUCCCUUAUCGUCAAAAAGGGUAAAUGGCAGACCUUGUGCUCGGCCGAGUGGCCCGCGUUCAAUGUAGGCUGGCCCCCGCAGGGGUCUUUUUAUCUGCCCCUCAUCAGGGAAGUGAGAAACCUGGUUUUCCAGCCCGGUCCACACGGACAUCAAGACCAGGAACCUUACAUCUUAGUCUGGCAGGACCUGAGCGAGUCCCCACCGGCUUGGGUAAAACCCUUCUUGCCUCCCAGUUCUUUCCCCAGGACCCUGACGCCAGCUUCAGAGACCACGGUGCUUCCUGUGAAAUCGUCUGCCCCCUCUUCUCCGCCUUCUGCUCCCUCGGUGCUCCCAGACUCACAGUCUGAUCUCAUCCUCUUAGAUUUCCCACCACCCUAUCCUCCGCCUCAGCCUCUGCCUCAUCCCCUGCAGCCCCCAGUGGCCCCGCCAUUACCACUGGUUGGACCAGCACAGCGAACCAGGAGCCGACGCACUCUGGAUACCGAGGGACCUGUGGCAACCACUCUGCCGCUGCGCCCUUACGGGCCCACAGUGGAUGAUGGCAAUGGGGGAGACAUGCCGGCCCUCCAAUACUGGCCAUUCUCCUCUUCUGACUUAUAUAAUUGGAAAAAUAAUAACCCUCCUUUUUCUGAAGACCCCACUAGGUUAACAGGUCUCGUGGAGUCCUUAAUGUUCUCCCAUCAACCCACAUGGGAUGAUUGUCAACAGCUUCUUGGGACUCUUUUCACCACAGAGGAGAGAGACCGAAUUUUAUUAGAGGCUCGGAAGAAUGUUCCAGGGCGGGACGGGCGCCCAACGCAGUUGCCGAACAUCAUUGAUGACACCUUUCCCCUGACCCGACCGGAUUGGGACCCCAACGUACCAGAAGGUAGGGAGCAUCUGUCCUCCUAUCGCCAGGCUCUUGUGGCAGGUCUCCGGGCGGCUUCCAGGCGGCCCACCAAUUUGGCUAAGGUAAGGGAAGUUGUUCAGGGCCCCACUGAGUCACCGGCAGUCUUCUUAGAGAGACUGAUGGAAGCUUAUCGGAGGUAUACACCCUUUGAUCCGCAAGCUGAGGAACAGAAGGCCUCGGUGGUCAUGGCCUUUAUUGGCCAAUCUGCUGCGGACAUAAGGAAAAAGCUUCAGAGGCUUGAUGGGCUCCAGGACUUAGAUCUUAAGGACUUAGUCAAAGAAGCAGACAAAGUCUUCCACAAGAGAGAAACUGAGGAAGAAAGGGAAGAGCGCCUAGAGAAGGAGAGGGAGAGGAGAGAGGAGGCGAGGGACAAAAAGAGAGACAAGGCAUUGACUAAAAUCCUGGCCACGGUAGUCAGUAGUAGCAAGGAGAAAGACAGGAAGGAAGGUAAUGUGGGGCCACGACAGCAGUCAAAUCUAGAUCCAGACCAAUGUGCCUACUGCAAGGAGAAAGGACAUUGGAAGAGAGACUGCCCCACGAGACCCAAGAAGGGCUCACAGGCUAAACGACCUGCCUUACUGGCCCUAGACGAAGACUAGGGGCGACGGGGCUCGGACCCCCUCCCCGAGCUCAGGGUAAAGUUUAACGUGGAGGGGACCCCCAUUGACUUUGAAGUAGACACUGGAGCCGUUUACUCGGCAUUGCAAGCGCCCUUGGGACCACUGUCAACUAAGCGGUCCUUAGUAAGAGGCGCCAACGGGAGCCGAUACCGGGCUUGGACUACCAGGAGGACCAUGGACCUGGGAAGGGGAAAGGUCCAUCACUCCUUCCUUGUGAUACCUGAUUGCCCAGCCCCAUUAAUGGGGAGAGACCUGCUCACCAAACUGAAGGCCCGCAUCACCUUCGACCCUGAGGGACCCAAAGUAGAGUUUCUGAGUCCCCUGGUAGAACGGGCGGUAGUCACAGCCCUAACUAUGUCUGUAGAAGAUGAGUAUCGCCUGUACAACUCCCCGAUAGAAAAGCAGGACAUGACAACCUGGCUUGAGGAGUAUCCAGAUGCUUGGGCCGAGAAGGCUGGACUAGGGCUGGCGGAAAACCAACCCCCAGUGGUGGUCACCCUGAAGACCUCUGCAGCACCAAUUCGAGUCAGACAGUACCCCAUGAGUAGGGAGGCUCGGGAAGGAAUCAGACCACAUAUUCAGAAGCUAAUCCAAGAGGGGGUUUUGAGGCCCUGCCAGUCAGCCUGGAACACACCACUCCUCCCUGUCAAGAAGCCAGGAACGGGAGACUACCGACCAGUACAGGAUCUGAGGGAGAUUAAUAGUAGGGUACAGGACAUACAUCCCACUGUACCUAACCCCUACAACCUUCUAAGCACCCUCCAACCUGACAGAACCUGGUAUACUGUAUUAGAUUUGAAGGAUGCUUUCUUCUGUCUACGGCUCUGUGAAAGCAGCCAACCAUUGUUUGCCUUUGAAUGGACUGAUCCGGAGGCCGGGAUAGCGGGGCAACUGACCUGGACAAGGCUACCCCAGGGCUUUAAGAAUUCACCCACCAUCUUUGAUGAGGCCCUCCACCAGGAUCUGGGUCCCUUCAGAACCCGACACCCGGAGGUAACUCUGCUCCAGUAUGUAGACGACCUACUGUUGGCUGCGCCAUCUCAGGAGGAAUGUGAGUAUGGGACCCGUUCCCUAUUGCAAGAGCUUGCUCAGCUGGGGUACCGGGCAUCAGCUAAGAAGGCCCAGAUGUGUAGGCGGGAAGUAACUUUCCUAGGAUAUACUCUCCGGGAAGGAAAGCGGUGGUUGACGGAGGCCCGGAAAAAGACUGUUGUGCAGAUUCCCGUACCUGCCUCCAGGAAACAACUCCGAGAGUUCCUGGGGACGGCCGGGUUCUGUAGACUAUGGAUCCCGGGGUUUGCGUCAUUAGCCGCCCCACUUUAUCCACUUCUAAAAGGGGAUGCGGAAUUUUCCUGGGGGCCAGAACAGCAGCAGGCCUUUGAUGACAUCAAGAGGGCCCUAUUGUCAGCCCCAGCACUGGCACUCCCCGAUGUUGAGAAACCCUUCACCCUCUACAUAGAGGAGCGAGGAGGGACAGCCCGAGGAGUCCUAACCCAGACCCUAGGACCCUGGAGGAGGCCAGUGGCCUAUCUGUCCAAACGCUUAGACUCAGUAGCAGGAGGAUGGCCCCACUGUCUCAAGGCUAUCGCUGCCGCUGCUCUGUUGGCUAAAGAUGCCGAUAAACUGACUUUGGGACAAAAAUUGACCAUCAUAGCCCCGCACGCUCUGGAGAGCGUUAUCAGGCAGCCCCCAGACCGGUGGCUCUCAAAUGCACGCAUCACCCAUUAUCAGAGCAUUUUGUUGGAUAAGGAUCGAGUAACCUUUGGGCCACCGUCUACCUUAAACCCUGCUACCCUGCUCCCGGACGAAGCUGCGGAUCCAGUCUUGCACUCCUGCCAGGACAUCUUGGCAGAGGAAGCAGGAAUUCGCCGUGACCUGAAGGACCUUCCAUUACCCAACUCAGAAGUAACCUGGUUCACGGACGGUAGCAGCUUCCUGCGAGAUGGUAAGAGACAUGCGGGGGCGGCGGUGGUCAGCAGAACUAAGACCAUAUGGUCAGCAGGGCUGCCAGAAGGGACCUCAGCCCAGAAAGCGGAGCUAAUCGCUCUCACAAGAGCCUUAGAAUUGGCUAAAGGAAAAAAGGCUACCAUCUAUACAGACAGCCGCUAUGCAUUUGCCACUGCUCAUGUACAUGGGGCCAUAUACCAGCAAAGAGGACUACUAACCUCAGCCGGAAAGGACAUUAAGCAUAAGGCUGAAAUCCUUAGGCUACUGGCGGCCGUUCUGCUGCCCACCGAAUUGGCUAUAGUCCAUUGCCCCAGUCAUCAGAAAGGAUCAGACCUCGUAGCCGCAGGAAAUCGGCGGGCGGAUGAGGAAGCAAAGGCAGCAGCUCUUCGAGGGGCAGAAGUUCUAGCACUAGUAACUGAGACCCAAGAGGAGAGUCUGACACCCACAACUGUUAAAAGUAAGGAACAACAGGCGACUUCCUACUUACAGCAUGUUCAUCAGCUCACUCAUCUAGGUGCCAGAAAAAUGCAAGAACUGCUGAGGGAGCAACCCUUUUCCUUAACGGCUACAGAAAACAAGAGGUUGACGGAACAAGUAGCUAAGAAUUGUCAAGCCUGCCAGGUUGUGAAUGCACAUCCAUCCCAAACCUCAGAGGGAAAGAGACUAAGGGGGAAUAGGCCUGGCCAAUUCUGGGAAGUGGACUUUACUGAAAUCAGGCCAGCCAAGUAUGGGUUAAGAUUUCUCUUAGUUUUCGUAGAUACUUUCUCAGGAUGGGUAGAGGCCUACCCCACCCGGAGGGAAACAGCCCAAGUGGUGGUAAAGAAGAUUAUGGAAGAACUUUUUCCUCGGUUUGGACUGCCCCAGGUAAUUGGGUCAGACAAUGGACCUGCUUUCGUGGCCCAGGUAAGUCAGGGAGUGGCCAGGGUGUUGGGGAUUAAUUGGAAAUUACAUUGUGCCUAUCGUCCCCAAAGUUCAGGACAGGUAGAGAGAAUGAAUAGAACCAUUAAAGAGACCUUAACUAAAUUGACCUUGGAGACUGGCGUUCAGGAUUGGACCUUGCUCCUGCCUUAUGCCCUGUUCCGUGCUCGGAACACUCCCUCGCCCUCUAUGUACAAUCUCACCCCUUUUGAAAUCUUAUAUGGAACCCCACCUCCGGUCUCGAAAGUAUCACCCACCAUAGGCAAAGACUCAUUGCCCUAUACUCCUUUACUUACCAGGUUAAAGGCUCUAGAGGGGAUCCAGCAAUUUGUCUGGAAACCGUUGGCCUCCGCUUAUCAGCCGGGAGACCUUAAAGUACCCCACUCCUUCCACGUUGGAGACUCGGUGUUCGUGAGAAGGCACCAGACCCACAGCUUGGAGCCUCGGUGGAAAGGACCCUACAUAGUGCUGUUGACCACCCCGACCGCGGUAAAAGUAGAUGGCAUCUCAUCUUGGAUCCAUGCCUCUCAUCUCAAGCCUGCACCGCUGCCGGGACCAGAAUGGACGAUGGAAAAGACGGACAAUCCCUUUAAGCUUCGCAUUCGCCGUGUGGGUAGGAACCAGCCUCCCUCCCCCAGUGGCAAGUAA